UGCAGCGAGGCCACAAACUUUGUUGGUGGAAUUCCAAAAACAUUUCUCUUACACUCUCUCUCUGUCUCUGUCUCUGUCUCUCUCUUCUUGACCUCUCGGUGUCUUUCUUCUCUUCGCUCAAAGUCUCAGACAAACGCUCUCUCUCUCUUUCGUCUCUUGGGCCUCUCGGUUUUCUUCUCCCAAUCAAAGUCUCAUUCACAGCCUUCAUCAUGGUUCUAUUGCAGCUAGACCCAUUUCUUAAUGAACUCACCAGCAUGUUUGAGCACAGCACUGAGAAGGGCUCUGUCUGGGUUACUCUUAAACGAUCAUCUUUAAAGUCUAAGGUACAGAAGAAUAAAAUGACAACUGCUGGUGAUUUGAUUGAGUAUAGAUGCCUUAUCCGUGCUACUGAUGGGAAAAAGACGAUUUCUACUUCGGUUGGAGCAAAGGAUCAUCAGCGCUUCCAAGCUUCUUACGCAACUAUCCUCAAGGCUCACAUGACAGCUUUGAAGAAGAGGGAGAGAAAGGAUAAGAAAAAAGGUGCAGAGGGUGAUAAGAAAGAAGGGGGUGUGAAGAAGUCCAACAGGGUGUAAAUAAGUCCCUUUUUAUUGUGUAGGCUCCUCUUUCUUGAAUAGGAAAAAAAGAAAAAAAGAAGAAAUAUUUAAACUUCUGGAAAAAAAUGCAGGAAUUGAAGUAUAUGAGAUUUUGUUAAUUGCCCUUGUUUUGGAUGCUUCCUUUUUAAUUGAUGACAUUCUUGUGAUUGAGUAGAA
Quercus robur (English oak) is the source of this 749-nucleotide messenger RNA. RefSeq names its product signal recognition particle 14 kDa protein-like. Gene Ontology annotation, cellular component: signal recognition particle, endoplasmic reticulum targeting. NCBI's taxonomy places the organism in Eukaryota, Viridiplantae, Streptophyta, Magnoliopsida, Fagales, Fagaceae. The transcript is spliced from 4 exons. Gene Ontology annotation, biological process: SRP-dependent cotranslational protein targeting to membrane. Gene Ontology annotation, molecular function: 7S RNA binding; endoplasmic reticulum signal sequence receptor activity. The record is from RefSeq and is a predicted model, not a curated record. Bases 210 to 572 code for a protein of 120 amino acids.